UCUUUUAAUCCAGAGGAGCUGUGAAGGAUUUACGAAACGCAAAAACUGAAAUCGAAUUUUGAUCACAAAAAAAGCGAAUCGCGAUAAUCUAAUGGUGUCUCUAAACGCUAGACCUGCUCCAUUCUUCGAUCCCGUGAGCAUGAGUCUACCGGGUCUCGAUUCUUCGAACUCCGAUGAGUUCGGUUUGACUCCGAUUGCAAGGAGGGAAACGGCGUCGUUUGGAGAGGAUACGGCGACGAAGAUUCGGAAGCCGUACACAAUCAAAAAGUCGAGAGAGAAUUGGACAGAGCAGGAACACGAUAAGUUUCUAGAAGCUCUCCACUUAUUCGAUCGUGAUUGGAAGAAAAUCGAAGCAUUUGUUGGAUCAAAGACAGUUGUCCAGAUACGUAGCCACGCACAGAAGUAUUUUCUCAAAGUUCAGAAGAGCGGUGCUAACGAACACCUUCCUCCUCCACGACCUAAGAGGAAAGCUAGGCACCCUUAUCCUCAAAAGGCUCCUAAAAAUGUUGUUCUUCCCUCCCACGCCAUUGGUUCCAUCCCUGCUUCAAACGCACCCUUGCUUCAACCUGCUUACUUGUACAGCUCUUCUGAUUCACAGUCACUUCUCGGAAACCCUGCGUCUAGCUCUUGUUCUUCUCAGAAUCAUGCAUCAAUAAAUCUACCAAAUCCCGUGAUUCAAGAGGAACCUGGAGUCUCGGCCGCGGCUCUCCCAAAGAAUCACUGUUACAGCACCAGUAAUAAGGAAGUUACGCAGAGAUUACGAGCGGUGACAAAGCCGAAUGAUGAAGAAAGUUGUCAAAAGCCAUAUAGAGUGAUGCCGAAUUUUGCUGAAGUCUACAGAUUUAUUGGAAGUGUGUUUGAUCCCAACACAUCAGGUCACCUCCAGAGGUUGAAGCAAAUGGAUCCAAUAAAUAUGGAGACAGUUCUUUUACUGAUGAGAAACCUAUCUGUAAAUCUGACAAGUCCAGAGUUUGCAGAACAAAGGAAGUUGAUAUCAUCAUACAGCAGUAAAGCUUUGAAAUAGAUAUUGGAAAAAGCAACAAAAGACCUUAUGAGAGCCAGAAUUACUCAUUCACUGGAAAUAGAGGUUGAGUUUUCGUUGGAUGAGCAAAUAAACUCUUAUAUGCCACUUAAGUUAUUGUUUGUGUCUCCGAAGUCUUAGUUUAAGCGCACUUGGUUUGUCCAAUAUUGUCUAUAUUCGUAUGGGUGAUAGAGAGUUUUGCAGAGCUAUAUAUAUAUGUAUAGAUAUAUGUGUAUAAGGGCAAGAUUUGUAAGUGAAUCUUUAAGUUUGGAUCAACAUCAGGUCUUUAGUCGAAAGUCUCUGUGAAGAGACCCUGAUAUUGGUUUCGUCGGCGCAAAUAUAGUUUUUAUUUUUGGGAAGUCGAGAUAGAGUGAGAUACUGUGGGAAAAACUUCAAAAAUACUUGAAGUUAACAUGUGCUGCAAACGAAUUUUUUAGGCUUGUCAAAAACAAUAUACGUUAUUACAG
This is a messenger RNA of Eruca vesicaria subsp. sativa (arugula), 1488 nucleotides long. The record is from the annotation of a GenBank genome assembly. Lineage: Eukaryota; Viridiplantae; Streptophyta; Magnoliopsida; Brassicales; Brassicaceae.